AUGAUUUACGGGGUGGCAUCACAAGACAACACUGUGAUGAUUCUUUAUACUCUAGUGUUUUUAUUUUUUGCGGGAUGUUUUGUUGCACCCCCGACAGAGUUCGUCUCAGCUGGCAUCACUGUACAGAACAUGUUCUCUCGCUAUCUGGGCAGUGAAGACUUCAAUUUUAUUUACUAUCACCAACGGAGGACAACAUUGACCCUUCUAGUACACAGCUUGAUCCCUUUAGCUUAUUACAUUGGUCUGGAACUCUUUGCUCCAGAACUGGACUUGUUCAACAUUGAUCAGCUCAAUAUUGUGUGGACAGUCUACCUUUUGAUAAGCCUGAUUUUACCCGGAUGUGUUUUGGUACUAGCAAUUUACUGGCAUAGUAAAAACUGUGAUAACCACCCAAUAUCGAAGCAGUUGAAACUUCUUGCUGGUGAAAAUGGUACCUGGAGAACUGUGGCUUCCUCUAUUAAUUUGGAAUUCAGACGCAUAGACAAGUUUGUGAGUGGCAUACAAAGUAGACUGGUAGCAGUGACAGAUUCAUGGAUCAUUAAAACUUCAACUUAUUAUGUUUACAUUGCUCAUCAAAAUGACAUUCACUUGACCUUGUCGGACUCCGAGGAGCACGCCUUAUCUUACCAAAACCAGAUGGCAGUGCAGUAUUUGAAUAUUACAGUUGGUCGUAUAGAGCCAGGCUUAAAGCCAUUUACUAUCAGGUUGAAUUCUCUUGAAUUAGGAGAUCUAAAAGAAAAACUUCAAGCACCCAUUCGUAACGCACGCAACAUAGUCAUUCAUCAGUCCCUCAGCGACAGGUUUUUAAAGGCUUUCAGAGAAUUUGUAGAAGAGAACCCAGUCUACAUUCCCAGCCCAAAUAUGGAAAUUGAACAAUGUAUAGGCUGCAUGCAGAAAAUGGCUGAUGUCAAAUUGCAAAAGCACUGUGAAGAUCCCGCUGGAGAGCCGGGCAGUGAAGUCUGUGUCCCAUGUUUUUGUCGACCCAUGUGGUGUAUGGAGUGUAUGGGCAAGUGGUUUGCCAGCAGGCAGGAUCAGCAGAGACCUGAAACCUGGUUGUCCAGUAAAUCACCAUGUCCAACAUGUAGAGCCCGCUUUUGUGUGUUAGAUGUGUGUAAGAUACAGAACAGUUUAUGA
This is a messenger RNA of Candidula unifasciata, 1134 nucleotides long. The record is from the annotation of a GenBank genome assembly. NCBI's taxonomy places the organism in Eukaryota, Metazoa, Mollusca, Gastropoda, Stylommatophora, Geomitridae.